GCCGCCCACAAGAUUUCGAUCGCAGAGCGGGCCAUACUCUCGCAUCGAUCGAAUAGGCUAUAUUUAAGCUCAGCCUUGAGCAUCGCUGCGCUGCGCAAGACCAUCGCUGCAACGACAGCGCGUCUAGUGCCGCCCAACAAGAGAUCUGCACAGAGAGCCUGCAGCCCGCCGCGCAAGAACAAAGCAGCCAUGGGCCUCGAGAACCCCCAGAUGCCCGAGCUCGAGGACCAGCCCGAGCCCGAGCCCCUGCCGCCGUCGCGGAACCAGCAACCGCGAGCCGUGUAUAAUGCGGAAGGCGACGCGCGAGCGGCCCUCGAGCGCUACAACCAGGACUUCGGCGACGACGCGUCCACCGAUUCGAGCGGCUACUCUUCCGACGGGGACCAGCCCCGAGAUUUAUAUGAAGAUCAAUCAGUGAUAAAGCAGCGAGUCACGCCGGGCGAGGGCUGGGAGACGCCGAAGGAGCUGUGCAAGUGCGAGGUCUCGUACAAGGUCUGGUCCGGCACGGGUGUGAACAUGAAGACUCAUACCGAAGAAACAACCUGUACUUUAUGUAUUGAUGAGGGUCAAAGCCCGAUUGGUUUUUUUGAUGACGUGUUGAAGACCAUGCGUAAAAAGGAAGUUUGUGAUGUGGUCGUGAAGAAGGGUGCCGAGGAGGGUCUGCCGACUGAUGAGGAUUCUACCGUACGAUUAACUUUGUUGGAUUUCGACAAAGCUCCCGUGUCGCACGAGAUGGCAGAUGACACUGAGAGACUGGCCCACAUCCAAUCACUGAAGGACAAUGGAAAUAAUUGGUUCAAGAAGGGCGACUUCCAGCGGGCUAAAAGGAGAUAUGAAAGUGCCGUUUACUUCGGCGAGUACGAGUCGGACGAGGUCCGUGGCUCAGUGUCUGUUUCUGAGGUUUUCUGAACUUCAAGUCGCGUCGAUGGCGUCUUCGUGAUCAUCAGAGCGUCCACGGGCAGCGCGAGUACGCUGUCGUUCGACACAGGUCAAGGCAUCGCUGACACCACUCUACGGCAAUUUGGCAGCAGUAGCGUCCUCCAUGAAGGACUGGCCGUCGUGCGUCGAGCAGUGCGACAAAGUACUUAAGAAGGAUGCGGACAACGUCAAGGCCCUCUACCGCAAAGGCGUCGCGCUCGGCAAGACCAAGGACUUCGACGAGGCGAUUUCGUGCUUGAAGAAAGCGGUGGCGCUGGACGCUACGAAUGUAGCGUCCAAAAGAGCAUUGAGAGACGUCGUCGCCGCGAAAAAGACGCAGCAGAAACAACUGAAGAACACCUAUGGCGGCAUGUUCUCGAAGCUCGAGGGCUUCGCGUCCAGUAAUAGGCCCAAGGAACCCCGCAAGAUAGAUGACUACGACGAUCUCAGUGAUGAGGAUUACGACCUCGCGAAGCCCGGUGCGAACCCUCUGGCACCGGUAGACCACCAGAAGGGCCUGAAGCGGGCCUUCUUCGACAUUUCCAUCGAUGGCAUCAGUAAGGGUAGAAUUCUCAUGGAGUUGUACGAUGAUACGGUCCCGAAAACGGUGAACAAUUUUCUGGCCAUCUGCAACGGGUACGAGUCGUUGCAUUACCAGGGCUGUUCGUUCCAUCGGGUCAUCAAGGAUUUCAUGAUCCAAGGGGGAGAUGUGACCAAGGGUGAUGGGACGGGAGGUGCUUCUAUCUACGGCGGUAAAUUUGAUGACGAGGCGUUCAUCGAUACGCAUAAUGAGCCUUACCUAUUGUCCAUGGCCAAUGCUGGGAGACAUACGAACGGCUCGCAGUUCUUCAUUACCACUGUCAAAUGUCCUCAUCUCGACGGGAAGCAUGUGGUCUUCGGGCGCGUCGUGAGUGGUGUCGAUAUAGUGCAGGCCAUCGAGAGUGUUGACGUGGAUGAUUCAGAUAAGCCCCUCAAGGCUUGCACGAUCACGGCGUCGGGGGAGCUGCCCGCGCUGACGGGGGACGAGGACGCGAGCGACGCGCCCUAGCGAGUAAUGGGGUUUUAGUUUA
Messenger RNA from Pelagomonas calceolata, 1988 nucleotides. The record is from the annotation of a GenBank genome assembly. NCBI's taxonomy places the organism in Eukaryota, Pelagophyceae, Pelagomonadales, Pelagomonadaceae.